Molecule: messenger RNA, 1295 nt
Organism: Macrosteles quadrilineatus (aster leafhopper)
Lineage: Eukaryota; Metazoa; Arthropoda; Insecta; Hemiptera; Cicadellidae
Product: phenoloxidase-activating factor 2-like
Exons: 7
Coding region: 38-1060 (340 amino acids)
Biological process (GO): proteolysis
Molecular function (GO): serine-type endopeptidase activity
Source: RefSeq, a predicted model, not a curated record
UAUCCUUUUGUUGUUCAACAUCAAAAGUGCUUUUUGUAUGACAAAGUUUAUGUGUGAAGAAAAUAGCAGCUUAGAUAAAUUGGAAAAAAUUCCAAAUGAUGUCGAUGGAGCAGUCUGUGGUUGUCAAUCAGAAGCCUUCUGUGAGAAAUCUCUGGGACCAGCCAUCGAUAUCAGGAUUGUUACGCCGCCAAAAGGUAUGGACUGUGAACCUGGCACUGUCUACUGCUGCUUCUCUGAUCAACAUCAGUGUGGUGUACGAAGCAACAAUCUCACUUCACCACCCGUCUCAGACGGACAGGCUAAAUUUGGUGAUUUCCCCUGGCAAGCCUUGAUAGUUAAUCUGGAUAGUAAUUAUGUCGGCAGUGGAGCAAUCAUUGACGCCUUUCAUAUUGUAACAGUUGCUCACAAAGUGGCUACUUACAACAGUGAAGAGCUAGUUGUGAGAGUGGGGGACUGGGAUGUACAGUCCGAGAGAGAACCUCUCCCAUACCAAGACACGAGAGUGACUACAGUAAGAGUACACCCUCAGUACGAUCGCUCCACUCUGGCCAACGACAUUGCAGUGUUGACUCUAGCCCAGGGACUGAGGCUCUACCCUGACGUGCCUCAUGUCAAUAGCAUCUGCCUCCCUCUGCCCACAACGGAGUUCACUGAGGAAUGGUGCUGGGUGAGUGGAUGGGGCAAGGAUGCUUGGGGAAUGGUUGGCCGCUUCCAGAGUGUACAGAAGGCUGUGGACGUGGGUGUCGUGAGUGGAGCAGAGUGUGAGGCUCGACUGAGACACACUCGGCUUGGCAGACACUACAAAUUGGACGACCACAGCUUCCUGUGUGCCGGGGGAGAGAAGAAUAAGGACGCUUGUACUGGUGACGGGGGAGCGCCGCUAGUAUGUGAGGGACCCGUAGGACACUGGACGUUGGCAGGACUGGUGGCAUGGGGUGUUGGUUGUGCUCAACCUAACAUACCCGGUGUCUAUGUCAACAUCCCCUCCAUGGUUCCAUGGAUAGUACAAACAGUGCAGUCACUACGCAGCAACGCUUCUGCUCUCAGCUUUCUAUUGUAAUUGAUGGUGUUCAAUACAAAUUUGUUUUUUGAGAAGUGUUUUGAUUUUUGUUUAGAAUAUUUGAUACUUUGAUUUACCCAUUGAUCAAUUGUUACUAUAGUUUUAACCGUUAUAUAAUUUGUACAAUACGCCUACUUGUAAUUUUCAACAUAUAAGCUACAGGCUAACUGUACCAUUUUUACAGCUACAGGGCUACAGGGCUUUUAUAUAAGCUGCAGGGUCUUUGUUCUUCAGA